GGUUGGUUCGGGAAAGGGAGGGGCGGAGCGCUUCUCCUUACCGGGCGGUGUCAGCUGAAGAAAACGGGAUAGAGGAGCUGUGAGAGGCCGACAGAGGGAUUCGUUUCCCCGGGUGGUAUUACUGAAUUGCACCAGCGGACUUACAGUAUAGUAAACAUGUCAAAGGUCAGUGCUGAGGAGAUGGAGGAGAUCAGGGAGGCCUUCCAGAAAGUGGAUGUGGACAGCAACGGGUACAUCAGCGCCUCUGAACUCGGUAAUCUGUUCCAGGAGGUGCGCUGUCCUCUGCCUGGAUACCAGAUCAGAGAACUCCUUCAGAAGCUGGACAGAGACAACGACAGCCGCAUCAACCUUGAAGAGUUCACGGCUAUUUUCAAGGAUAUGAAGGACGACCGCAUGGCUCAGGGUUUCAGGAAAGCUCUCAACAAGAAAGAAGGCAUUGUAGCCAUCGGGGGCACCAGCAAUAUCUCUAGUGAAGGAACUCAGCAUUCGAUCUCUGAGCAGGAGCGCUUCGCCUUUGCCAACUACAUCAACUCUUCUUUGGAGAAGGAUCCAGACUGUAAACAUGUCCUGCCCAUCAACCCCAGCACUGAAGCUCUGUUCAAAGCAGUGGCAGAUGGCAUCGUGCUUUGUAAACUCAUCAACCUCUCUGUUCCUGACACCAUUGAUGAGAGAACCAUCAAUAAAAAGAAACUCACGCCUUUCACCAUACAGGAGAAUCUGAACUUGGCUCUGAAUUCAGCCUCGGCCAUUGGCUGCCAGGUUGUCAAUAUUGGAGCUCAAGAUCUGAAGGAGGGAAAACCUCACCUGGUGCUUGGACUCCUCUGGCAGAUUAUCAAGAUAGGACUGUUUGCUCAUAUAGAGCUGAGCCGCAAUGAAGCGAUAGCAGCGUUGCUAGGGGAAGGCGAGAGUCUGGAGGAUUUGAUGAAACUCAGUCCUGAGGAGCUCCUGCUUCGCUGGGCCAAUUUCCAUUUAAAGAAAGUUGGCAUGUCCAUAUCAAACUUUUCUGGCGAUAUUAAGGACUCCAAGGCGUACUUCCACCUGCUUGAGCAGAUCGCUCCAGACGGCAGCAAAGAGGACGUUCCACGGGUUGAUGUCGAAAUGACUGGUCUUUAUGAGAAAGAUCUCACGAAGCGAGCAGAGUGUAUGCUCAAACAGGCCGACCGCCUUGGCUGCCGACAGUUUGUAACCGCCACUGACGUCGUGUGUGGAAAUGCAAAGCUCAAUAUGGCCUUUGUAGCCACGCUCUUCAACAAACACCCGGCUCUCACCAAACCAGAGAACCAAGAGUGGAACCUGGAGAGUGAAACCAGAGAGGAGAGAACUUUCAGGAACUGGAUGAACUCUCUCGGAGUCAGUCCACAUGUUCACCAUAUCUACGGCGACCUGCAUGAUGCCAUGGUGAUUCUGCAGCUUUAUGAAAGAAUAAAGGUGCCAGUGGACUGGGACAAUAGAGUCAACCGCCCUCCAUUCAAAGGAGUAGGAGGAGGACAUUUAAAAAAGAUGGAAAACUGCACCUACGCUGUGGAGCUGGGCAAGAAAAGCGCAGGUUUUUCCCUGGUGGGAAUUGGCGGACAGGACCUCUACGAUGGAAAUCCAACUUUAACUCUGGCACUGGUGUGGCAGUUGAUGAGGAGGUACACUUUAAAUGUUCUUGAAGACCUCGGACAUGGAGAGGUCGCUGGAGAUGAUUUGAUCAUUUCAUGGGUCAACAAGACUUUGGCUGGGGCUGGCAAGAGUUCCUCUAUCAAAAGCUUUAAGGACAAAGUGAUCGGUACCAGUGUUCCAGUUCUGGACGUGAUUGACGCCAUUCAGCCGCAUAGUGUGAACUAUGAGCUGGUUAAAACAGGAAGUCUGUCAGACGAAGACAAACUGGACAAUGCCAAGUAUGCCAUUUCCAUGUCGAGGAAGAUCGGGGCCAAAGUCUACGCCCUGCCUGAGGACUUGGUGGAGCUCAACCCCAAAAUGGUGAUGACCAUCUUCGCCUGCCUGAUGGGUAGAGGCAUGAAGAGGGCAUAAAAGAGACACACAUACACUCACACACUCACACACACAUAAUGACUGACUGUCUGCGCCUGUUGGAUUGUAUGAGACAUGAAGAGAGUGAACAUAGCUUUAUUGUUUUGUUCCUUUAAGGUUCUUCUGCAUUAGCAUAAAUAGAAGUGUCACUUUAUUCCCUCUAUUCUGAGUUCAACUGUUAGGAUACAGGAAUGAACAAUAACAUGACACAAACAGUGGUGAUCUUUGGGCUCAAAAGGAAUGUGUAUUUUCCAAAUGUUCAGACAAUGAAGUGAGACUUCUAUAACGGCUACAUGGCAGAUAUUUGGGUUUUUUUGGAUCUCGGUUUUGCUUCGGGUCACUACGGUGGUUGAGUGAUUAGCAGUGUCUCAUUAAGAAAGACUCAACUUCCUAUACUUCCUAUAGAUAUGAAUACAAGUGUGAGUGGGUUUGUCUAGACUGGCAACCUGUCCAGGGUUUGCCCAGUGCAUGCUGGGAUAGAAACGUGUCCUAUCUGUGGCCCUGAUGAGGGGUAAGGCUGUGAUACAUGGGAAACAUUUAAAGACCGCUUAACAUAAAGCAAUAAUUUAAGCUAUUGAGAGUUGGGAGUUUUUUCUCAACAUUUUUUAUGUGUAAUAAGAUUUUAUUGCACUUUUACCUCUGCAUUCCUGCUUUUCUCCCAAACACAUUACUUGACAUUUGCAUUGCAUCAAAGUUUCCCAUGUGUCACUGCCUCAUGAUAUACCGACUAAGUUCUGCUGUAUCUUCCAAUGUGCCAGCAAAUUCACAGUAUGAGCAUUUAUCGUACUUAAGCCAUAAUAUAAUAUCCUUUACUGAAUACCUUUGGGCCUUUUUUAUGUACAACCAAAGCUGUGCAAGAUUACAGUCAGUGUAUGUCUUCACACUAGCAUCUAUAAAACUGAAUACCUUCAUUUGUUUAUAACCUAACCAUUGAUACUGAUGCAAUUAAGGUAUUUUUAAUGAGAUUUUAAGGGGAUAAUUAUGUAAUACAUGUGUACCUUUCACCACAACAUGUUUCUUAAUGGAUUAUCUUUAAGUUAUUUCUAAGUGGUAAAACCCCCUUAAAUCUGACUGGAUGUCAUCCAUUUAUUUGAAUAUUAAAAAGCAUCUUACUUUUUCAGUUAAGGUGAAAUCCUAUUGGUAAACGGGGAAGGUGGGUAAACCCUCAAACCUUUAUAAUCCAGAUAAUCCUUUAAUACCCAUUGAUAAUACAUCUAUAAAUGUAUCCAUCAAUUGACCCCAAAUUUGUGGUGAACCCAUGAAUUUGCACCUUAGUUGAAAGGUGCUAAUAAGGUACAAACUAACGAUUACCUGCAAUACUGUUUUGUAUAUUUCAAGGACUUAUUUAACCCUUAAAAACACCUUCAUCAAUGCAGAAUUAAUUAAAAAUCAUUUAAUAUAUUAUCCAUCCAUCUAUUAACGUAUUCAUUAUGAAACCACAAAUUUGGGGGAAUUACAUACCUGAAAUCUGCCUAAGAAUUCUUUAAAAUGUAAUUUAAUUGCACCAUAUUUCCGACCCCUCAAUGCUGUCUGGAGAUGAUUAUUCACACAGGAACAGAACAUCUGUAUUUGAUGAGUUGAAGAUGUAGAACUGAUCCAUGUGAACACUGUCAAAGAUUUAUCUGUUCCUAAUUAAACAGCCUGAUUGAAAUAUGACUUCAAUUGUAAUAAACAUCCUAAGAACAAUUUUUAGUCCUGUGUUAGUCUAGAAUAUCAAUACAUUUAGUCUUAACACUGCAGCUGAAUAUGUGGAUACGUUAUCCAGUUUUGUUGCUGCUGAUUUUAACACUUGAUAUGUUUUGUUGUUGUUUUUCUUUCCCAAAUGUUUCUCAGUAAAGCACUUUCCAAUAAGCUGUUUAUCUAUGUCAGCUCUUUGGAAUGUUAUAAAAAUAAAAUAUAUUGCUUUACAUGAUAGCAAUACUCCAAAAAUCCUGUGUACAAUCAGAUUAAUAAUGAGAAUUAAUAAAAAAAAUAAUAAAAGCAUUUUUCCAUAUGC
This is a messenger RNA of Morone saxatilis (striped sea-bass), 4012 nucleotides long. RefSeq names its product plastin-3-like. NCBI's taxonomy places the organism in Eukaryota, Metazoa, Chordata, Actinopteri, Moronidae. Gene Ontology annotation, molecular function: actin filament binding; calcium ion binding. Gene Ontology annotation, biological process: actin filament network formation; actin filament bundle assembly. The record is from RefSeq and is a predicted model, not a curated record. Bases 157 to 2016 code for a protein of 619 amino acids. Gene Ontology annotation, cellular component: actin filament; cytoplasm; actin filament bundle. The transcript is spliced from 16 exons.